This is a messenger RNA of Echinostoma caproni, 942 nucleotides long. Lineage: Eukaryota; Metazoa; Platyhelminthes; Trematoda; Plagiorchiida; Echinostomatidae. The record is from the annotation of a GenBank genome assembly.
AUGGCGUCUGAUUCUUUUAUAUGCCAAGACCCGCCUUACAACCCCCGGGUCCAGAAGAGGGAAACAAAACAUAGGUACGUUGAAUGUGGUUUUCCUAAUAUUUGUUCAGGAUAUUUGUCAACCGAAGUCUGCAACUGGACAAAAUCAGGUUUUUUGNNNACAUGGACUACACUUUGGCUCGUAAGUUUUGUUCCACCAGUUUUGCAUUUCGAACUUAAAGAGUAUAAAUCUCCGGCUUACGAGGAACUGGCGUUUGAGAUUUUGAAACAACGUUUAGUACAUGUUGGUUAUCCUGCGGCAAUCCAGAACUUCAAAUAUGAGCCAUCAUUUCCAGUUAGGGGUUUGUGGUUCGACCGAAUGUAUGGCACACUUCUAAAGAUGGAUCAAUUCGGAAACAUACUGCGUUGUCUUCGCGGUUUCAAGGAUCAAUUACGAGCAAUGUAUCCUAAUAAGUUUAUCAAAUAUGAUGAAAAAAGAAUUGAAAUAAUGAAUACUCUAUUCAGUCUUCCAGAAAUUUACAUGCUAUCAUGUAUCAUACAUCUUCUAAACUCUGAUUCCGCCUACGUUCAAAUGGACACUGGAGUCAAAAAGGGAAACCUCUAUAUGUCUUAUACUUCUAUCUAUGAGGACGUACGUGCUGCAAGAGACUGGAUGCAUCAAGUAAGAUUCUCAAAGAAAUUUUUGUACUUACAUGCUAACUGGUGGAUGCCACAUGCCUCUGUAAGUUGGAUGGGUAAAUUCGAAUGUGAAAAAGAUCAGUGCUAUCGGUGUGGCAUCGUAGCUCAGCUGGUAGAGCAUGCGCGUACAAAGCGUAGGCGGUGUCCAUGCGUGGGUUCGAAUGCCACCGAGGCUACUGAACGUUUCACAAUCGACAUACAAAAUAGCAGUUAUCUGAAUAGAAAAAAGUACCAUUCCUUUCGGUAUCUCCCACCACCUGUUUAA